Molecule: messenger RNA, 1821 nt
Organism: Hylaeus anthracinus
Lineage: Eukaryota; Metazoa; Arthropoda; Insecta; Hymenoptera; Colletidae
Gene: Pnn
Product: pinin
Exons: 6
Coding region: 125-1264 (379 amino acids)
Cellular component (GO): catalytic step 2 spliceosome
Source: RefSeq, a predicted model, not a curated record
AUUCGAUUGUUGGCGUCAUAAGAAACUUACUAGAGAUUCAUGAUCUACAAACAUAAAGAAAAAUUCCCGAGGAUUAUCGAUUAGGAAAAAGGAAACGAAAUUUGAACGUGGCUAAUUUAAAUAGAUGAGAAAAUUAGAUCCACAAGAGGCCUGGGGGGCUGACAGGUUAGAAGCACAAUUAGAAGCAGCUCGAGAUGGUCUUCGAGGGCUUGAUCGGAGUAUUCGGAAAAUCUUGGGCCGGGAUCUUCCUGAUGGAGAAAACGGACCAGUACAACCACCACCAAGGCUGACACAAAAGAGGCCAUUACAAGAAGAUAGACGACGUAUUGCAUCUGAUUUUGUCAACAAUGAUGUAACUGGUGGAAAACGAAGAUGGCAAGGUUCAAAUGGAGAACCAAAAACAGUUUUCAGUCGUUUAAGUGCACGCGUUCCUUCCAAUAAUGAUGAUAGUGCAGACGAAGAUGAUACUAUUUUCAAACCAGCUGUAUCUUCGCGAAUAAUAGCAACCCCACGAGAAAUUCCAUCUCGACAGGAAGUAAUCAGGCGAGAAAGGACAGAUGAACGGAGUCGGCAAAGAAAUAAGCGAAUGUUUGGAGCUCUUUUAGGUACACUACAGAAAUUUCGUCAAGAGGAAACUAAACUUAAAGCAAAGGAAGAUAAAAAAGCAGAAGUAGAAGCGAGAGUUGAGGAAGCUCGGAGAAGAGAAAAAGAAGAAUUGCGAAGAGAAAGGCAACAACUGUUUUUGUCACGCAAACGACAAUUAGCAGAAGUACGAGCGUUGGAGGCAAAGUUGGCGCGUAGUCGACAAUUUCAGGAUUGGCGUGCUGCGCAGUUACCACUUGCUUCGUUUAUAAAAACGCGUGCGCAACCUCCUAUUUAUUAUGCACCGAAGCGUAAACAUCCGCAGACCGACGUUCUCCUAACUCAAUCAGCGAAAGAACUUCAUGAGGAAAUUGAAAGAAGGGAAAAAGCAUUGGUCGAAGAACUCGAAUUAAUAGAGGUACAAGUAGGUCUUGGAAAGCAUCAACAGAACUUUGAUGGGUCCGCAUCGCUAAAUGCGACCGCUGAAGUUCAGCAGUCGGUAGAAGAAGGAGAAGAAAACUGUGAUCCGAAUCCGGAAAAGAAUUCGGAAUCGGAGACUAACGAAGAACCCGAGAAUAUUUCGGUGAAACCCGAGAAGGUCGAAAACUGCGAUAUAUCGAAAGAAGUUGAAAAAACGGAGGAAGUACAAGUAAAUGAAAUAAAGGACGAGAAUAAUGGCUAGUAUUAAAUGUACUUACGACGCUUGUACAUAUUACGUACAUUGGAUGGUCCAACGAAAAAGGAAAUGGAGUUUUUCUUACUCGAUACUUUAUGCGUGUGGAUAACUUUUACAAUUUUUGAGAAAAUUUCACUUUCUACUUGUUCUCAUACGGAUACAAAUUCAUUCCCUUCGUCGUAUCGCAUACUCAUUUCUUCAUCAAGCGUCGAUCGACGGGUGUCGUUCAAAUUUUCCAUAGACAUAAGAGGUUAGUUGCAGUUUACUGAAAUUCCCUAUUUUUUAAAUGUUGCAUAUUUGUAUUAUGGUUAUCGUAGUGUGUCAUUUAAAUGAUUACCACUCAUCGAGUAGAGUAAAACAGUCCGGUGAAGAAGUAAGUAUGUCGAUAGCAUACCAUAAGACAAUUCGAAAUUUGUUUCGAUUGGAAAAUUAUGUAUAAUAGUCUGUUCAUCGUUUUCUUUGUAUCAGUAUGUCUUUUAAUACAUAUGCGAGAAAGAAGAGCAUUAAACGAAUCUAAUGCUUUACGUGUAUGAUCAAAUAAAAUAUAUAGAUAUAAACCUCGA